Molecule: messenger RNA, 1515 nt
Organism: Micromonas commoda
Lineage: Eukaryota; Viridiplantae; Chlorophyta; Mamiellophyceae; Mamiellales; Mamiellaceae
Product: heat shock transcription factor
Exons: 2
Coding region: 1-1515 (504 amino acids)
Biological process (GO): regulation of DNA-templated transcription
Molecular function (GO): DNA-binding transcription factor activity; sequence-specific DNA binding
Source: RefSeq, a predicted model, not a curated record
AUGGCUACGGACGUCGAUGGGAGGAGGCACUUCGGCCUGGCGCCCCGCUUCCUGCGCAAAGUGUACAUGUUCUUGGAGGAGGAGAGAUACAGGAAUAUCAUCUCCUGGUCCGACGACGGCAAGCACUUCACCGUCCACGACGUGAACAGGUUCACCACGGACGUGAUGCCGGAGCACUUCUCGCACACAAACUUCAGCAGCUUCGUGAGGCAGCUCAACUCCUACGUGAGUCCCGCGCCAAUCCGCCCCGACCCCCGCCCGGAAAGACCGCGGAUUUCUCUUCGCCUCGUCGUCGGUAUCGUGACCGCAUCCCGCAGCCCUACGCCCCCCCGGGGAUUGGCGCAUGACCGGCCCCCGCCCCCCAUCUCCGCCUUCCCGAUGGUCUUCGUCGUCAACCAACGAGCGAGAGGGGCAACACGUCUAGUAUUUAUUUGGGUUUCUUCUCAACACGUCCUCCUGACAUCCCCGCCCCACCUGACAUCACAGGGCUUCCGAAAGGUCGAUCAGGCCAGCUGGAGCUUCGCCAACCCUGGAUUCUUCAAGGGGGGAGCGGAGAACCUAAAGUUCAUCGAGCGCAAAGGACUGGAGGGCGGUCGGGGAGGCAGGGGUGGUCGAGGGAAUACGCGAGGGUACGCGGGUGCGGGUGCAUACGGACGCCUCGGCCGGAUGGCGGGCACCCGCGGGCUGGGGUUAAACGUCGGCGGCGGAGCCAUGGACGGGCACCUGCUCCAGGAUAACCCCCAGGAUACCUUCGAGGCGAUCGUAACCCAGCAGCUCCAGCUGUCCAGGAUCGAGAUGGCCAACCUCAUGCACCGGCUCACCUCGGUGGAGAAGGUCCAGGAGCAACUUCUCGGCAUCCUCAUCAACCAACAGACGACGAUGCUCAACGGCGCCUCCGCCCCCACCGCGGCCACCCCCAUCCCCGCCACCUCCUCCACCUCUACCUCGCUCCCGGCGUCGGUUUUCUCCGGGCACACGGGCGCCGCGGCGGCGAUGGCGGUGGGCAGCGGCACGCACGGGUCGAUUUUGCCCGCGCACCUGCAGCAGCACCUGCAGCAGCACCUGCAGCAGCGCCACAUGAAUCAGCAGCACGCGCAGCAACUGCACCUGAAUCAGCAGCAACUGCAGCAACUGCAGUCCCAGCAGCCGCAGCAGCUCGAUUUGGGCGGUAUCACCAUAAGGGAGGCGCCGUUGAUGCAGAGCCAAAACGCCUCCGCUCUCGCCCCCAAGCCAGAGCCGGCGCCGCCCCCGCCGGUCAAGCCCAACGACCCGGCUUUGCAAACCCUGGCGAGCAUCUCCGGUCUGUCGAAUCAGCUCGCGGGCGUCAGUCCCAUCCUGGGCCUGGGGCUGGACUCGGCGGGCACGGGACUCGACCCGGGGAGCGGGGCUGGCGGAGGAGCCGGGUUGGCCGGCGUCGGCGGCAGUUUGGCCAACGGCGCGGGGCUCAACCUAGGGGGACUGGGCGCGGGGCUCGCGGCGCAGCCCGGUCUUCUGCAUCCGCGCCAAUACCCGUGA